This is a messenger RNA of Vigna angularis (adzuki bean), 2079 nucleotides long. Its product is annotated as cytochrome P450 714A1. Gene Ontology annotation, molecular function: iron ion binding; heme binding; monooxygenase activity. Lineage: Eukaryota; Viridiplantae; Streptophyta; Magnoliopsida; Fabales; Fabaceae. The transcript is spliced from 5 exons. The record is from RefSeq and is a predicted model, not a curated record. Bases 273 to 1877 code for a protein of 534 amino acids.
GGUAGCCCUCUUUCAGCUCCUUGUAGACUUUCCUAGUGAUUCGUAACCAAAUCAUAUGUCACCAGCCUUUACUGCACUGAAGCCACUUCUCUCUCUUUUUUGGCACCCUCAUCUCCAUACUUAAAUAUAUAUAACAACACUCCACAACAGGCCAAAAUAACCAGCUUUUGCUCUCUGACAAACUAAUAUAUAAUAUAAUAUAUGGUUUUUAUGUGCUGAGACUACUUAUAGAGCAAGAGGGAAAGGAAGGAGCAACAGAGAGGAAGGUAGAGAUGGAGGAGGUUUUUGUUGCAUUGAAACUGGUUUCAGUUGCUGUUGUGGGGGUUCUAAGCUGGGUACUCUAUGGGUAUGGUCGUGUGUGGUAUGAGUCUCAGAGGGUGAGAAAAAGGAUACUAAAGCAAGGAAUAAAAGGGCCUCCACCUUCUUUUCUGCAUGGAAAUCUGCCUGAUAUUCUGAAAAUUCAAGCUCAGGCUGCUAGCCAGGCCAAAGCUUCUGCUUCAACCUCCAACCAUUCUGAUCAGCUUGUGGCUCAUGACGACACUGCAACCCUCUUUCCUUAUUUUGAGCACUGGAGGAAAGAAUAUGGUUUACUGUAUACUUACUCCACAGGGCUGAAGCAGCACCUGUAUGUGAAUCAACCGGAUCUAAUAAAGGAAUUGAAUCAUUGCAUCACUUUGGUUCUGGGUAAGCCUGGUUACUUAACAAACAAACUUGCACCUAUGCUUGGCAAUGGCGUUUUGAGAGCCAAUGGUAACAGUUGGGCACAGCAGAGGAAACUUGUUGCAGCUGAAUUCUUCAUGGACAAAGUUAAGGGUAUGGUGGACUCAAUGAUAGAGUCAACGCAGCCAUUACUACUGAAAUGGGAGCAAAUUAUUGAGAGCCAAGGAGGGGCCACAGCUGAAAUUAAAGUGGAUAAAGAUCUCAUAGGUUUAUCAGCUGAUGUUAUUUCAAGGGUUUCAUUUGGCCAUUCUUAUUAUUCUAAGGGAAAGGAAGUCUUCUCCAAGCUUAGAAGAAUACAGAAGGCCCUGACCAAGGAUACUGGCUUCCUUUUUGGCAUCAGUUUUCGUGAGAAACUGAAUUUCUGGUCAAAUAAGAAAAAUGAGAUAGCGAAUUUGGAGAAAGAGAUAGAGUCACUGAUAUGGGAGUUAGUGGAGGAACGCAAGAAAGAAUGCUCAGAGGCAUCCUCCUCAUCACAGAAGGAUUUGAUGCAGUUACUGUUGGAAGCAGCCACGAGUGAUCAGAGUCUGGGGAAGGACUUUUCCAAAAGCUUCAUUGUGGAUAACUGCAAAAACAUUUACUUUGCUGGCCAUGAAACCACUUAUGUAGCAGCCUCCUGGUGUUUGAUGCUUCUUGGUUUGCACACAGAUUGGCAGACUCGUAUAAGGGCUGAGGUAGCUGAACAUUGCCCAAAUGGUAUACCAAAUGCAGAUUCUCUCCCUCAGUUGAAAACGCUGGGUAUGGUGAUUCAAGAAACGCUACGUUUAUACCCACCAGCAUCCUUUGUGUCAAGGGAGGCAUAUGAAGAUAUCCAAAUUGGACACCUGAAUGUUCCUAAGGGUGCUUUUCUGUGGACUCUGAUCCCAACCCUACACAGAGAUCCUGAAGUCUGGGGACCAGAUGCUAAUGAGUUUAAACCAGAAAGGUUCAGUGAGGGAGUGUCCAAGGCUUGCAAGUUUCCAAGUUCUUAUGCGCCAUUUGGGUUGGGUACUCGCUUGUGCUUAGGAAAGAACUUUGCACUGGUUGAAUUGAAGGUUGUGCUAGCCCUUAUCAUCUCCAGGUUUAGCUUCACUCUGUCUCCUAAUUAUAGGCACUCUCCAAAAUAUAUAAUGAUUGUGGAACCAGAACAUGGUAUUGAUCUUAUCAUGCAGAAGAUCUGACAGACUGAGAGACGAUCACAGCAAUAAACAACACUGGUGAACUUGCAAGCAUGUGUUUUCUUUUCAUAAAUCAGUGUUUUCUUUUCUACCCACAAAACUAUUGCUUAGGUUACACUAGAGUUUCUUCUGAAUUUAAUAAUUUUGUUUAAGAUGUUUAUGUAUUUCCUUCUAUCAAUAGUGAUCAUGCAUCAAUUUCUGGCUA